This is a messenger RNA of Mesorhabditis belari, 915 nucleotides long. The record is from the annotation of a GenBank genome assembly. Lineage: Eukaryota; Metazoa; Nematoda; Chromadorea; Rhabditida; Rhabditidae.
AUGACAGCGGCUGACAUCAAGAUUGUUCCGCUUGGAGCUGGACAAGAUGUUGGGCGUAGCUGCAUUCUCGUUUCGAUUGGUGGCCGAAACGUGAUGCUCGACUGCGGAAUGCAUAUGGGAUAUCAGGACAAACGCCGUUUUCCCGAUUUCAGUUACAUUUCCGGAGGUGGACGUUUGACGAAUUACCUUAGCUGUGUGAUCAUCUCUCAUUUUCAUCUUGAUCACUGCGGGUCUCUGCCACAUAUGAGUGAAGUGGUCGGUUAUGAUGGACCCAUUUAUAUGACCUAUCCGACAAAAGCUAUCGCGCCUACACUCUUGGAAGAUUAUCGCAAAGUGCAAACGGAAUUUAAAGGGGAUAGGGAUUUCUUCACUUCACAGAUGAUCAAGCAAUGUAUGAAAAAGGUAAUCCCUGUUAAUCUUCACGAGACGAUCUAUGUUGAUGAUGAACUAUCGAUUCGGGCAUUUUACGCUGGACAUGUGCUUGGAGCUGCCAUGUUUGAAGUUAGAGUGGGAAAUCAAUCGAUUUUGUAUACAGGAGACUACAAUAUGACGCCGGAUCGUCAUUUGGGAGCGGCAAGAGUCUUGCCGGGGCUUCGACCAGAUGUUCUUAUUAGGCAAGGAAAAAUUGUAAAAAGGAAACAGCAAAUUUUAGUGAAAGCACUUACGCAACAACUAUCCGCGAUUCUAAACGUGCUCGUGAAAGAGACUUCCUCAGAAAAAUUCAUGAGUGCGUGCAAAAUGGUGGCAAGGUACUUAUUCCCGUUUUUGCACUUGGCCGUGCGCAAGAACUUUGUAUCCUCCUCGAGUCGUAUUGGGAGCGGAUGGCACUCAAAAUCCCGAUCUACUUUUCUCAAGGACUCGCAGAAAAAGCUACUCAGUAUUACCGAUUGUUUAUCAACUGGACAAACGAAAAAA